This is a messenger RNA of Larimichthys crocea (large yellow croaker), 1542 nucleotides long. RefSeq names its product olfactory receptor 10J4-like. Gene Ontology annotation, molecular function: olfactory receptor activity; odorant binding; G protein-coupled receptor activity. Gene Ontology annotation, cellular component: membrane. The transcript is spliced from 5 exons. The record is from RefSeq and is a predicted model, not a curated record. Bases 1 to 1542 code for a protein of 513 amino acids. NCBI's taxonomy places the organism in Eukaryota, Metazoa, Chordata, Actinopteri, Sciaenidae. Gene Ontology annotation, biological process: G protein-coupled receptor signaling pathway; detection of chemical stimulus involved in sensory perception of smell.
AUGAUAAACUCUACACAGGUUUUAUAUUUCACACUCAGUGCUUACUUUGACACUGGGCUGUUCAAAUACUUACAUUUUAUAAUUACUAUGUCUUUAUACAUUUUUAUUGUUGUUAUUAAUCUUUUCCUCAUUGUGGUUAUCUGCAUGAACAGAAGUUUACAUGAACCUAUGUACAUCUUUCUGUGCAGCCUGUUUAUAAAUGAACUGUAUGUUAGUACAGGGUUGUUUCCGUUCCUUAUGCAGCAGAUACUUUCUGACAUUCACACUGUUUCUGCUCCUUUUUGUUAUCUGCAGAUUUUCUGUUUACACACUUUUGGAAGCAUAGAACUUUUAAAUUUAACCAUCUUGUCCUAUGACAGAUAUCUUGCCAUCUGUUAUCCUCUACAAUAUAACACACGUAUGACAUCUAAUAAGAUUGCCAAGUUUAUCGCUCUAUCAUGGUUAUACCCAAUGCUGAUAAAUGUGAUUUUGACAUCACUAAGAUCAUCUUUACAACUGUGUGGGAACAUCAUUAACAAAGUGUACUGUGAUAACUUCCCUAUUGUCAAACUGGCCUGCUCUGACACAACUAUAAUUAGUAUAUGUGGACUCGUUAUCUUUUUUACUACACUCUGUGUUCCUUUAAUUUUUAUCUUUGUCACGUACAUGAAGAUCCUUAAAGUCUGUUUCUCUGGUUCUAAACAGACCAGACAGAAAGCUGUCAGUACCUGCACACCUCACCUCGCUUCUCUGCUCAACUUUGCCCUUGGUGUUAGCUUUGAAAUUGUGCAGAGCAGGUUAAACGUGAACAGUUUACCCAACAUGUUGCGAAUUGUUUUAUCAUUGCACUUUUUCAUAUUUCAGCCACUCCUCAACCCUCUAAUGUACGGCCUGAAUCUGUCCAAAAUCCGUGUCACGUGUGUAGACGCUUUCAGCUGCGUCACCAUUGCCUCGGCCUGCAUGAAGGCAUUUCUUACCAAUUUGCUCCCUCCUAAAACCCUGGCCAUACCUUCGCCAGAUAACUACAGGUGCCAGACCAAAAGUUACUCCCACGCCUCCAUCCAGUGGUUGGAGUGGGUCACCCCACCAUCAUCCACAGACUUUGAUGCCCCUCAAAACUACUUUGGGUUCAUCAAAGCCACCAUCCACCCUCCUACAGGGCUCUUGUUCCCCGUGUUACCUUACAAAACAUCUCAAGGUAAGCCGGAAGCUUCAGGCUACCCACCCGAGGCCACUGAUCAGGAAAGCAGAGAAAAGUACAUUAGGGACUAUGAGCUGCAUCAGGGCGUGCGGCUCGACGCUGACAAGAUUGAGGUGAACCCUGCAAAGCGACAGGUGGCUAAAUUGUCUCUUCUGGGGAAAGUUUGCGCAGAGAUCACCCUGUGGAAUGACCACGAGCGGUGCGUCACGCCUCCAGGUAAAGCUAAAAAUGUGUUCAGCGCUGCAUUCACCAACGCCUAUGCCCGUCUCAAGCUGUACAGUUAUCUGGAACAGGUGCAGGAAAAUGUUCUCUACAUGGAUACUGACAGUCUGAUAUAUGUGGUGAAAGAAGGGACCCUCUGA